UGUUCAGCUGCAGCGUUUGCUUCCAACUUAGGGCGACCCUCCACGAAUCAACCGUCCCGUGCAAAGGGGCAGGGGAUGCUAGCGGUCUCCUCGCGAGGAGGGGAGAGCCAUUCCCCCUCAGGAGGAGGAGGAGGAGUUCAGGGCGGCGCCGAGGCGAUGACGGCGGCCAGGCCGGAGGAAGACCCGGCUGGGAGAAGAGGCGCUGCUUGAGGAGGCCGCCCCGGUGCAAGCGGUGAAACGAGCAGGGCUCCAGUGGCACCAUAAAGAUAAUGGCGAAGAUGUUGAGAAGACAAUGUGCGUUUUGUCCGGGCGAUGAAGAGAGCUCCGUUCUGUAUGUCGCUGAAGGACAGAAUCUUGCAGUCCAUCAAGACUGCUUGUUAUAUUCCUCUGGGUUUGUGGAAUCCGAAGAACAUAAUCCCGAAAACCUUGAUAUAAGGUUCGACGUGGCCUCUGUAGUGAAUGAAUUAAAGAGAGGAAGGAGGCUGGUGAGUUAUCAAUCGGUAGUGCUUCAAUAUUCCUUGUUGAUGUUUCUAGAUGAAGACAAUAAGCGGGAAAGGUCGCCCAUUACGGUGAAGUCUUCGCCUGCUGUGAAUAAAAUGAGUGAAACGGAGAAAAUUGAAGAGGACAGCCUACACGCCUUAAGGAAAAAACAGGACCGGCAGAAAGUCAGAGUAGAGUUUUUGAGGAAAUGCAAGCGGGCGGGGCUUCUUGACGAAAUCUUCGAGGAGAUGCUGGACACUCUUCACCUGGCACAGGAAAAGCUGAUGGACGACAACACUUCAGAAGCAGAAUAUGAAGAGACAGUAAUAUCCCUUUUUGACUGUGGCCUGUUUGAGAACAUCCUUGUAAACGCCAAUUCUGGAACAGAGGAAAAAAUUCAGAAACUCCUGGAAAAACGGAAAAGACUGGAUACCCAGAUAGAGCUUCUAAAAGACCUCCAGGUAGUACUUCCUGCCCCAGAGGAAUCAUCUGACUGUACUUCUGAAUAGCCGACAAUUUUUUUUGGCAGUACAGCUCCUGAAUUUUGCCUCAACCUCAAAACACACAGGCAACUAUUUCCUGGCUGGCUUUUUAUAACUCUUUUGUGAUCACUGCCCUUUCCUGUGACUUCAGAGACAGGUUUUUAUAAUAAAACUCAAGAAACCCUUUUGUAUGCCAGCUGCUCUCUCCAGCAUUAUAGCUCCUCCUUCCUUCCGUCUGCACCCAAACUGACAGGCUGUCUUCUGGCUAGUUGUAGAAGAUGGUGUUGACCAAUCACCUUGGUACUUGAGGCUUCUUCACAAAUGGAGCCCCGACCUCUACUUCUAUAGUUUGCAACAGAGACUCUGCCUCAGUUCUUCUGCUGUAAAGCAUUACAGCUUUCCGGCACUGCCCCACACUGUCUGGUCUUCAGGACACAUUUUAACAGAGAGGAAUCAUGCUUGUGUGACUAUCCAAAGAAAACUGGUCAAGUCUUGCACUUUCUACAUGUGGUUUUAGAGAAUAAAAUUAUGUAAACAUCCAAGUGGUUGUAACUGUGAUCGAGGGCAAAGCAUUCAGUCAGUUAUGAGUCCUAACAACGCCGUGUCCUCAUCCUGUGAAAAUGUGCUAAAGAAACCCUAAGUUUACAAGUGUAAGCAUUGAUGUAUUAAAGAUAUCUAUACUCAGAAUUGUUUAAAUACUGAUGCAUUGUUUAAUAAAAAGAUCUUUUAUUAUAAAAGGA
Molecule: messenger RNA, 1702 nt
Organism: Sphaerodactylus townsendi
Lineage: Eukaryota; Metazoa; Chordata; Lepidosauria; Squamata; Sphaerodactylidae
Gene: PHF11
Product: PHD finger protein 11
Exons: 8
Coding region: 270-989 (239 amino acids)
Cellular component (GO): nucleus
Molecular function (GO): histone deacetylase binding; histone binding
Source: RefSeq, a predicted model, not a curated record